Molecule: messenger RNA, 6122 nt
Organism: Spodoptera frugiperda (fall armyworm)
Lineage: Eukaryota; Metazoa; Arthropoda; Insecta; Lepidoptera; Noctuidae
Product: nardilysin
Exons: 26
Coding region: 25-3564 (1179 amino acids)
Biological process (GO): proteolysis
Molecular function (GO): metal ion binding; metalloendopeptidase activity
Source: RefSeq, a predicted model, not a curated record
UAACACUAGCACAUGCGCGAAUAAAUGUCAAAAUUCUUGUCCAUUUUUAUUCAAAAAUCAUCUGGUUAUCUGGACACAAAACACAUAAUACUUGCGAUGUCUAAGAGAAGUAGUUUCCAUAAAACUCCUAAAUUUAAGCCCGAAGUGAAGGUGAUUACUAAUAAAGCCAAAUCAAUUAUAAACAUGUCUUUGCGAACGGAGAAAGUUGAAGUGUUACCUGAGCCUAUCAAGUCUGAUGCUGAUAAAAAGCAAUACAAAACAAUUCGGCUGGAGAACGGUCUAACAGCGCUUCUGAUAUCGGACGCGAGCCGUCUAACUUUAGGUAACGAGACCAGCUCCAGUGAGGAGGAGACCAGUGGCUCUGAUGAGACCACAGAUCCUGAAAGUGAGAGUGGAAAGUCUGGAGUAUCAACUGGCAGUGACCAUCAUGGCACGAAAAGACGCGGCGAAUAUGACGAGGAAAAACUGAUGGGUCACACGAAACGACAUUUUCUUAAAAUGUUGAAGAAUGCGUACAAGAGAAUAUCUAGAAAACACUGCAAGAUAAUAUUUUUUCAGCAGUAUACAAAUGAUACGGCAGCAUGCGCGCUCUGCGUCGGCGUGGGCAGCUACAGCGACCCCGCCGACAUACAGGGGCUGGCUCACUUCGUGGAACACAUGGUCUUCAUGGGCAGCGAGAAGUACCCCAAGGAGAAUGAAUUUGAUUCCUUUAUUAAGAAAAAAGGUGGUUCAGACAACGCAUCAACGGACUGUGAGGUGACCACAUUCUACUUCGAGAUCCAGGAGAAGUACCUGGCCAAAGCGAUGGACAUGUUCAGCCAGUUCUUCGUGAGCCCACUCAUGAUGAAGGAGGCUAUGCAGAGGGAGCGCGAGGCUAUUGAGUCAGAAUUCGCAAUAGCAUCGCCAUCAGACUCCAACAGAAAGGACCAGCUACUCUCCAGCUUGUUCCCCGAAGGUCAUCCGGCUCGAUCGUUCACGUGGGGCAACCUGCGCAGUCUGAAGGAUGAUAUAGAUGACGAUGAGAAGCUACACAAGGCAGCUCACGCCUUCAGGAAACGGCAUUACAGUGCGCAUCGAAUGACUGUCGCUGUUCAGGCUCGAAUGGAACUGUCAGCCCUAGAGAACUACGUGGUGAACACGUUUGGACACAUUCCCACCAACAAGCUGCCGUCCGAUGACUUCAGCCAGUUUACCUUCAAACCCGACACCGUCACGCCGGAGUUCAGAAGCAUCUACUAUGUCAAACCUGUUGGCGAUACUACUGAGGUACAUUUGACGUGGUGCAUGCGCUCUCUACUGUCGGAAUACGAGUCCAAGCCGCACCAGUACAUAUCGUACCUGCUCGGACACGAAGGCAAAGGCAGUCUCCUUUCCUACCUUAGGAAAAAGGUGUGGGCUCUAGGUAUAUACACGGGUAACUCGGAAAGCGGCAUCGACUACACAUCGAUGUACAGUUUGUUCUCCACACAAGUCGUACUCACUAAGGAAGGACUGGAUCACGUUGACGAGGUGCUAGAAGCUAUUUUCUCCUACAUAAACAUGCUAAAGAAGAUUGGACCUUCGGAACGAAUAUACGAUGAGAUUAGGACGAUAGAAGAGACAAGUUUCCGGUUCGAGGAAGAGUCUCAGCCGGCGGAGUACGUGGAGACAUUAUCAGAGAACAUGCACUUCUACCCGCCGGAGCACUUCAUCACGGGCGACAGGCUCUACUAUAAAUAUGAUCCUAAGGGUAUAUCGGAGUUGUUGGACUGUAUGCGCGCGGACACGGUGAACAUAAUGAUCCUGUCCAACAAGCACUCCACGCCCAUCAACUACGACGCCAAGGAGAAGUGGUUCGGCACCGAAUACAAGAAAAUGGAAAUCCCAAGCAAAUGGCUAGAUCGCUGGCUGAGUGUGGAACCUUAUACCCAGUUCUUCCUUCCUGAGAAGAACGUGUACAUCACAACAGACUUCAGCCUCGUCCAACCAGACCCGGUGUACUUAGAGACCGCCAACGAAUUGGGCAUAGACCUUAAGAACAGCUCCAUAAAGGACAUACAUAAAAAAGUCGAAGGCAGCGAUAGAAAUACCAAGACUUUGAGCCACGGUGAUCUCAUUGCUACUGUUAAUAAUUUCAGACUGGACCAACCCAACUUAAUACGUAAGAAUAGACACAUGGAGUUAUGGUAUAAACCAGAUUUCAAGUUCCGGUUUCCGACAGCGUUAUUAUACUUCUACUUUAUAUCGCCGCUCAGCUUGAAGUCGCCUAGAGAUUCAUGUCUUCUCGAUCUAUGGACGGACGUGUUACAACAAGGACUUAAGGAAGAAGUAUAUCCAGCGAAUAUGGCUGACUUGUCUCACUCGCUCUACGUCGGGGAUAAAGGGCUCACCAUGAAAGUCACAGGGUAUAGUCAAAACUUACACUUACUGGUAGAGCUAAUAACUCGAGAGAUGCGGUCGUCGACCAAGAACCUAACGCCCGCCAUGUUCGAGGCCGUGCGGGAGGUGCGCGCGCGGACCUACCACAAUGUACUCAUCAAACCGCACAAAUUGGCCAAAGACGUCCGGAUGAACAUCCUGUUGAUGCCGUACGUGUCGCCGCGCGACAAGGCGGCCAUCGUCCACAACAUCACGCUGGAGGAACUCAACGACUUCAGCGAGAGGUUGCUCAGCAAGAUGUACUGUCAGAUCUUAAUGCAAGGUAACCUGGCGUGGCACGACGCCAUCAGGAUAUCUGAGAACGUACUCUCCACCAUCAACUGGAACGCACUCACCGAAGACGAGUUCCCCGAUGUGAAGGUACACCAAUUACCUCUGGGCGAGCGUAAGAUCCGUGUGAUGAGCCUCAACGAGGCGUCAACAAACAGUAUCAUCACCAACUACUAUCAGGGAGAGGCCACCAACCCCAAGGACACUGCUACGCUGGAAGUGCUCAUGUUGUUGAUGGAGGAGCCAGUGUUCGACGCGCUGCGUACGAAGGAGCAGCUCGGGUACAGCGUGUUCAGCAUGAUGCGCUACACCUUCGGAGUGCUCGGCUUCUCCGUCACUGUCAACACGCAGGUCGACAAGUUCAGCGUAUCGUACGUGGACGGUCGCGUGGAGGCGUUCCUGAAGAAGUUCUCGCGCGACAUGCGCCGCCUCACGGAGAAGGCGCUGGCCGCCACCAAGCACUCGCUCGUGCAGCUCAAGCAUACCACCGACUAUGAACUCAAGGAGGAGGUUGAGAGGAACUGGCGUGAGAUUGUCAGCAGGGAAUACAUGUUCCACAGACUGUUCUUGGAGGCUGACGCCAUUGAGAAGAUCAAGCUGGUGGACAUCAAGACCUGGGUCGACAACCACUUCCCAACCGGCAACAAGUCCAAAUUCAGGAAGCUAUCUGUUCAGAUAAUGGGCCACAAAUCCAACAAAGGUAACGCGACCGCAGCAGACUUGCACCCGAAGCAUUACGAGCUCACUUACUUGGACGCGAGCGAGCCAAUAGGAGACACUAUAGAGAACAAUGCGGACUUCAUCAGAGACAUCAACGCUUUCAAAGUAGAGCUGCCCUUCAUAACCAUACCGAAAAUCGAAUUCGGACAAUGCUGAGGUACCAAAUCUUGGAUACAGAAAACCACUAUGUAGACAAAACCAUCCUAUUAAGUAAAUUCUCGUUUUUGCGCUUCGUAGAUGGCGCUGGUGAUGUUUAAAGUCACCUCAGCUAAGAGUUAACCAAACAGGUUUGGUUCAUGAGACUUAAUACCAUAUUAGCGCCACCAAAACUUCUGGCUUAAAUAAAAGUAUUUAUGUCCAAAGAAAAUGGUUUUUAAUGUAAAAGGCAAAAGGUUUAUUUUGCUGUAUUUACAUGAACAAGAAUUUUGACAUGUUUUUAGUUACCUUCGUGCUCGAAAGUACAUCGGCUAGCUGUUAAUAUUGUGAUCGACCAAUCACUUUGCACGUAACGUAUUUUAAUGGCAUUAUAAAUACCAAAAUGUGGGACGAAUAUCUGAAAUACAGAUACAAUUACCAAGUAAAACAUUAAAUAGUAAAAAAAAUAUUUCAAUUUGUCAUUUCUAAUUGACUAUUCUGCGAAUAAACACCGAAAUAAACUCUAGAGGUAAUAUAAUGGCCUUUUUAAAAGACACCAAUUGCUAUAUCCAUUAGGUAGAUUUUGAUAUUUCUAAUGUCAUAAAUGCUUCGUGAUUUUAAUCCUCAGUCAUUGGACGUGCAGUAGCGUCGCGUGAUAAUUCUCAACUCUGAUUGGUUGCCGUCUACACAUUGAGACGGUCGUUCAUUGUUUCAUUCAUUUUAAUAGAUAGCCAGUAAAUCUCGCUACCCUUAUACCUUUAAUGGAUUAUCGACUUUAUGAUGAUGUAAUAAAGGUGAUUUUUAAUGAAGAAUUUACAUCAUUUGGGGUAGCUUGAUUUGCUGGUGUCCUAUAUAACUUGACCAUUGACCAUUAAACAUUUUCUUAUUUUAUACUUUUGUAAUUUAAUUCCGUCCGAAUUUUCUAUUUCUGCCUUUCACCUUAUUUUACAAUUUUCUUUUUUUUUUUAAUAACUAUCAUCGCAACAUCUGUGGAUUUUGGAAUAUUUACUUUUAGAUCAGCUUGAAAUUAUUUUAUAGAUUCACGCUAUUUUCUUUAUAAACGGGAUGUUACAGGGAUUUUGAACAUGACAAAGUAUGAUGUAUACCACUAUUGCAUGAAUAAGAUUAGACAAAAUUAUAUGACCAAGUUAAAAACAUCGAAAAAUUUGACUCCUGAUACAGUGCAGGAGAUAUUAUAGUGCACAAGCAUAAAAAACUAGAUGCACAGUAAAUUCACCUUUCUAUCACUGUCAUUAAAGUUGAAAAUAGUAUACGGAAAAACGUUGCUUGGUAAAGCGUAAACAACUUCUCAUUAGGCAUAGCCAUAUUAUGAGGAAAUGUCCAGAAAAUCAGAUAAACAGAAAUCUCAAAAAAACACACAGAACUCAUUCGGCUCACCAUCGCCACUAAAGCUUGUACAGUAUAUUUAAUUAAUUAUAUACCAAUCUUUAUAUAGAUCGCUAUAUUUUAUUAAAAAUAAAAGUGUAAUUAAGGCGUUAGGUAUUAACGUACAUAGUUUGUAUAUAAAAAUGAAAUAGAUACGUAAUACUAACAUAAUAUAUAGAAACACGCAAAAUAUAUAAAUAUAUAUUUGUCCUAGACUUUUGAAGUUAGCGGAUUAAAAGGCUCGUAUCCAAACGAAGCUAUUUUUUGCAUUGGUCACACUUCAAAAGUCUGGGAUUAAGGUUGACAUUUAUUGAACGUAAAUUAUUAUUUAUUAGCCUUACUCAGAGUCAUUUGACCUCUCGUAUAUAAAAGACGACAAUAGAAAAUACAUUGUUUCGUGCGGUCUGGGUUAAUGAUUACAUACUUAAAGUAUUCCUAAGUGCCGAUUUUGUUCCUAAAACAAUUGUUUACGACUGGGUUGUAUAACAAUUAACACGUUAACCGCCACAUCGGUCACUGGUGACUGACGCUUAGCGGAGGAUUUGCCUUCAACAGUUUUGUUUCAGCACUUAAUGCUUUAAAUGACUGAGUGGGGCGUUAGGAGAAAAUACUCGUUACUUCUGCUAAACCAUUCUGUCCCUCUCGCACCAUUGACAUCAAACAUGUAUAAGACAAGGAUAAAUAGUAAUCUAUAUUAACUGCUUUGCAUCUCAUUUUGGCUUUUAAUGUCUCAUUAUCUCAUUCUAACACUUGCAUUUAGGGCUUAGUGCGAAAAGGACAGUAAUAUAUGGUGUACUGCGCUUUAUAAACGUCAACCUAUAUAUUAAAAGGUAUUUAAAAUAACAUUACAUAUUUAACUAAUGUGUUUUAUAGUUGUUUCAACCGAUUUUAACCUGUAUAACUGUAACUUAAAGAUUAAUAUUGAAUGCGUGAAUGGUAUAUUGAUUUUCUACUACUAGUUAAAGGGAUUUUACCCUUAUUUCGAGUGCAAUAUAUACCAAAAUCGGUUGAAGUAACGGUAAAUAGCGUUGGUUUUUAUUUAAAGUUAUUUAUUAAAUAAUGAAUUUGUAAAUAUUGUACUUAAACAUGGCUACCCCGCGGCUAUAUGUUGGAUAUUCGUAAAAUAUUUAUGAAAUAAAGAAUGACUGUCAAAUUUAUUGAUUAUAGUGUUAAUAAAUAGUCUCAAUAGGACA